UCGUAGAAAACACGCGAUCCGCAACAUUUCUUCGAACCCUAACACUACUUCGACUGUGCAGAGCAAAAAUAUUCCCCUAACCCUUUCUUCCACUAAAAACCUUCGAAAAUGUCACAAUUGCCGGCGAUCGGAGUGGAUAUAGGAUCUAAGUACAUGUGCUUCGGCAUCUGGGAGAGGGACCGUGGCGAAAUCUUAGCCAAUGAAGAGGGGAAACGAACGACGGCGGCGUUCGAUGGUGAAGCGACAACCACAUAUGCCGUAUACUUAAAGGCCUUAAACAAGUCAGUGUCGACUUGCAAGGAAAUCCUUGGAAGCGACGAUAUUCAUGAUGAGGUUGUAAUAGGUGUACCAACUCACUACAAUGAUAGCUAGCGUAGGACUAUUUCUUAUGCUAUUCGAGAUGUUAUUCGAGAUGCGGGCAUGAAGAAUGUAAAGAUGUGUGCAGCCCCUAUUCUUGCAGCUAUUGCAUAUGGGCUUGAGAAUAAGCCAGCAGGGACAGUCAUAUUCAUUUUUCAUCUGGGUGCCACAACUUGCACCGCAUCAUUGAUUAGGAUUUAAGAAACAAUAUGCUUAGAUGUGUCGGAUCGUAAAAUAGAAGAUUCCGUUUUUGAGGAGGUGGCGGCCGUUGCCGAUACUAGGC
Molecule: messenger RNA, 640 nt
Organism: Erythranthe guttata (spotted monkey flower)
Lineage: Eukaryota; Viridiplantae; Streptophyta; Magnoliopsida; Lamiales; Phrymaceae
Source: RefSeq, a predicted model, not a curated record